AACACAAACACAAACACACAAACACAAUGUAUUGUUGUUUCUGCUGCUGGACCAGAGAGAACUUUGCAAAGUGUAAAAGAGCCACUGAAUCACUGCUGACACAUUCAACACCUCAACAUCUGAAGCACAUGCAGUUAUUUGUGGAUCUUACACGCACACACACACACAUUCACACACUUUCUCCUGGUUAGUUCCUGAAGAAACAAGUCUUAAAUGAUGUAGUUAUUAAACAACUUGUCACUGAAACUGGAGGCGACGCCAGUAUUAGUCCUUUUCCUUCAUUUAUUAAAUGUAUAGUGUUUCUGUCAUGAGAAUAAAUUAAAAGGAAAAAGUUGCAAGUAACAUCCAUUAUGUGCACCCCCAUCAAACACAAUUACGCACCUUCUUCCUGAUGAAAAAUUCAUUUCUCAAGUGCUCUUAUGUAAAUGUUUAGCAGGCACAAUAAUAGUGUUUGACCUUAUUUGAAAUGGAAUGUGUUAAUGUGUGUGUGUACGCACACAUUAACGCACAUGAUUCAGCACUGUGGACAGCUCCAAUGUGAAAAAACACUGACGUCACACACAAAUGUUUAUGGCAAACAAAUUCAGAUGGAUGGAAAUAUAAAAAAAUAUUCAAAAGUUUAUCAUGUCAGGAUAUGCAAAAUCCUAUGAUGGUAGGAAAGUGCUGCAAACGUCUUUGACCUUAAGUGAGAGAGGGGAAGGGGGGGGGGGAGCCCCCCCCACUCCCGCCGCACGCCCCCACGAGGGCCCCUGUGGGACUUGCCUCCCCCUGCCCCACAAAAGUGCUCCACGACCUUCUCGUGUGUCCGCACUUCCUUCCCUUGAGGACCACGUCUCCCACAUCCGAGCCGCGGACCGGGCGAUGACGUCACAGGCUGCGUGGAUAAAAAGCUACGUGCUGGCCGCCCUGCGCGCACAUGCCCACGGACACUUCACCGCUGAGCUUUCGCGCACGUUCACCUGCGGCAACCAUGAAAUCAGCGUCGCUGCUUCUGCUCCUCUUCUCCUCGGUGCUACUCCCUCCCGCCGCCAGCAGAGGGCGCCCCCUCCAUGACAACAGCCUCCAGCCAGGCCAGGUGCUUCUCAGGGCAGCUUCAGCCGGGGACAGCACUGCCGCCCGCCUGCUGGGCUUCAGCAUCCACAAACCUUUUCUCAGGAAGGAGGAUUAUGAUGGUAAUGAUGUUGAAGCGGAGGAAGGGCAGCUUCAGAAGCGCAACGAGGACGCGCCAAUCUCCAUCGACUUGACCUUUCACCUCCUGAGGAACAUGAUCCACUUGGCCCGGACGGAGAAGCAGAGGCAGAGGGCUCAGUUCAACCGCAAAGUGCUGGACGAGGUCGGCAAGUAACAGUCAUCACGCCGUCACCGUCUUCCUCUUUUACGCACGCUCACUUCCUCUUAACGUAAAUAUUGUACAUAACAUGAAUAUUAGAGAUGGAAAUGUGAAGGUUUAUGUCACAUGAUGAAUGUCUGUUGAAAUGAUUAAAGCAGUUUUCACAAUGCAAAAUUUGAACAACAUGUUUUUUUCCUCACUCAAGUGUAGCUGUAUUGACAAUCAAUGACAAGAUCGACAUGUGCGCUUACUACAGUUUUGUCUUUUCAAAUGAACCA
Messenger RNA from Nerophis lumbriciformis (worm pipefish), 1608 nucleotides. It is a transcript of the gene mpv17, whose product is annotated as mitochondrial inner membrane protein MPV17. The record is from RefSeq and is a predicted model, not a curated record. Gene Ontology annotation, biological process: regulation of mitochondrial DNA metabolic process. Gene Ontology annotation, molecular function: hormone activity; channel activity. Gene Ontology annotation, cellular component: mitochondrion; extracellular region; cytoplasm. Lineage: Eukaryota; Metazoa; Chordata; Actinopteri; Syngnathiformes; Syngnathidae.